AUGUCUAAAUCAGCUGAAGUGUACUGUGAAUAUUUGGUGGCUCGAAAAAAUUUUAAAGCAGAAGAAGCCAGAUAUCAAAUUGUGUUAUUGAAGUUAUUCCAAACUGUUGCUUUUUCUUCAGACUACCAAGAUGCUUUUGUGACAUAUGAAAAAAUAAAAGAUGAAGGCAAUGAUGAUUUCAAAUGUCAAGUCAAAUUCAAAAUGGGGCUACAUUUACUUGCUGGGGUUGGUUGCUAUAAAAAUAUUGCAGAAGGUUGCAAGUUCAUUAUUGAAGCUGAACGUCUUGGCCUUCAUAAUGCGAAAAGAUAG
Molecule: messenger RNA, 309 nt
Organism: Racocetra persica
Lineage: Eukaryota; Fungi; Glomeromycota; Glomeromycetes; Diversisporales; Gigasporaceae
Source: the annotation of a GenBank genome assembly